AUGACUGUAAACGGUGCUGGAAAGGAGCCUAUUAAGGCCAUCGUCAUCGGCGCCGGCCUCGGCGGAUGCGCAUGCGCGCUCGCCCUCAAGCACCACGGGCACUCGGUCGUCGUGUACGAGCGGCUCAAAGGCUUCCGCCGGCUCGGCGACUCGCUCGGGCUAGGCGAAAACGCGCUCAAGCUGCUCGAGCGAUGGGGCGGCGCGGACCUGUACCGCAAGCUGACGAGCAUCGGCAACCAGGCGCCGGACAUGCAGAUCCGGCGCUGGCACGACGGCAAGAUCCUCGCGCAGCAGCCGCUCAUGGACAUGGCGGGGUACAUCGGCCACCGCGGCGAUUACCACGAGGCCUUCAUCCAGGCGGUCAAGGACGCGGGCAUCGAGAUCAGGAUGGGUCGGGAGGUCGUCGCGUACGAUGAGACGAAGCCGAGCGUGCUGUUCGCGGAUGGCGCGGAGGAUGUUGCGGAUAUUGUGAUUGGUGCCGAUGGCAUUAAGAGCCGCGCCAGGGAGCUAGUGCUGGGGUUCGAGGAUGCGCCGAAGAGUAGCGGGUACUCGUGCUAUAGGGCGUAUUUCCCCGGAAAGCAUUUACGGGAGGAUCCGCUGUGUCGCGAGUUUGUGGAUCAUGAUUGUGUUAAUAUUUGGAUUGGCAAGGACACACAUCUAGUCCAGAACACGCUUCGAAACGGCGACGAGUUCAACUGGAUCGUGACGCGCAAGCUCUCGCACGAGGCGGAUAUGGUGAUCAAGGAGUCGUGGUUCCAAGAAGGCAAUAUGAACGAGGUCAAGAAAUCGCUGCAGGACCUGGACCCCCGCAUACGUGCCGCGGUCGACAAGACAGAAGCUUGUCUGGAUUGGAAAAUCUGCUAUAGAGACCCGCUACCGACUUGGGUGUCUAAGAGUCAUAAGAUCGCGCUAUUAGGAGAUAGUUGUCAUCCUCACCUACCGACCAGCGCGCAAGGAGCGAGCCAGGCGACGGAGAGCGCAGGCGUGCUGGCAGUUUGCUUAAAGUUGGCCGAGAAAGGAAAUGUUCCACUAGCGACAAGAUGUUACGAGAAAUUGAGAUUCGCAAGGACCAGGGCCAGCCAGACGAACGGGGAAGAUUUGAGAGACCGUUGGCACAACGCGCUCAAGGAUGUGGACGAGGGCGUAGAGAUCGACCCCGAGUCUGUCAAGAUGCGCAAUAGGUGGCUGUAUGCUUUCGAUGCCGAGGCGGACACGCUCGAGCGCUGGGAUGAGGUGUCGGCGCUGGUUAAGGAGGAGUUGAAGACGGGGAAGAUUACGCCGUUAUGCUAG
This is a messenger RNA of Annulohypoxylon truncatum, 1290 nucleotides long. RefSeq names its product putative monooxygenase. Gene Ontology annotation, biological process: secondary metabolite biosynthetic process. The transcript is spliced from 4 exons. Bases 1 to 1290 code for a protein of 429 amino acids. NCBI's taxonomy places the organism in Eukaryota, Fungi, Ascomycota, Sordariomycetes, Xylariales, Hypoxylaceae. The record is from RefSeq and is a predicted model, not a curated record. Gene Ontology annotation, molecular function: FAD binding; monooxygenase activity.